AUGGAUGCGACAAUCGGUGACAACAUCACGCUAGAAACGCCAGAUCCAAAGAAGCGGCGGCAAAGCGCACAGAGCACCACACCAAGACGACGAAGCGAACCGAAAAUCACCUUGCCGGCGUUGAGUGAUUUCGCCAGAUCACAUGUCGCCAACUGGUCUCCGCCUGUACCUAUAACACCAGAAUCGGAAGCAUUACGAAGUUUGAAGAGCGAAUGGAGAAAGCAAUCCCGCGAAGAGCCUGUGUACGAUGGGCCGAGAUCCGAGAAGCAACUUCUGAUCGUGGAUCUGCAAGAUUACGAGAUCUAUCGAACACCGGAGAGCGAGUGCAGAGCGUAUGAGUUGACGAGCCUGCACUAUCUGGAGGUCUCGAUUGCGAAGAAAUUAUGCUUUGAUGGCUUCAUCUGUGUGGGAUCGACCAAACACUUUGUCCAUGCAGUACCGAUUCAGGAUAGCUCUGUCGAGGGCUACGGAGACGAUGAAAACUCUGGUGUUACUACAUACAUACAGUCUACGUUCGCGGCUAGUAGGGACAAGCACUACGACAUAUGGUACAGACUUGCGAAGCCCGCUCCAGGCUACAAAGAGUUCCAGAAUUCGUUCCUCUGGGUAGCGCAGCUAGGAAAGCAUAUUAUCGACUACGUGGACAGUCAACCCGUAGGAUCCGUCGGGCUCAACAACUUCCGCGAAGACUUCUAUCAAUGGCUCUCGCCUCGUUUUAGUCAUUGUGCCGACUUCCAGCAAUGGCAUACUGCUUUCAGACAUCAGGCUGACUUUCGCGUCGCCGUACACGCUUACAUCGAAUACUUCUACAACCAAGCGUUCAACCUUCCGAACUCGAAACAGCUGCUUGCUCAUCCUCUCUGGAGCGAGUGCAUGGCUAAAGGGUUAACGGCAAUCAAGGCGCAGAAGCAAAUCAUCGAGCACACCAUCGCUACACCGGAGGUUUACGAUUGCUUCAAGCACAUGUACUUUGGUGAGCAAAUUCAGGCAAAACGGCCUACUGACACGGUCAGAAUCGUACAGGAGCGCAGGAAACGGAGGCUUGGCUUUGCGCAGAGUUUCUGGGCACGGCCACCGCCUACUCCGCGACGGAAUGUAUGUCAACCGUAUGGCGACUCACCAGUGAAGGUUGGCGACGUUGUCGCCUUGAUCCCCGACGAGGCUGACGCAACUGUUUGGCGCAACACGACCUGGGAGUGGCUCGCAUACGUUCAGGGUACCGAGCCCCUGAAGGACGGAACGCAGAGGUUGUUCGUGCUAUGGAUUUAUCGACAUCACGAGACCAAUAUCUUCAAAGCAGAAUACCCAUACCAGAACGAAGUCUUCUUAUCGGACAACUGCAAUUGCUCUGAAGGAGAGUUAUUGUCCACGGACAUCAAGGGAAGAUACGAUAUAGACUGGUCGCCUUCCACUAUCGACGCUGAACGCUUUUUCGUUCGCCAAACCUACGUCACCCAAGACAGCGCCUUUGUCAGCCUUCGAUCUUCACACAAGACUUGCACGUGUUGGAAGGAAAAGGGCACAUCCGUCGACAACUACCGUCGAGGCGACACGGUAUAUCUGGCAAGGACCCGGAACGGAGACAAGUUUCUGGAUCCAGUCGUCUUCCAAUACAUCGAUCACGCCAAAGGGACUGUCAGAGUGCGAAGGCUGUUACGACUAGAACGCGACUGUAGAGAACUAGCAAUCAAAGCUCGGCGCUCAAAUGUCUUGGCCAAUGAGCUGGUCCUUACGGACGAAUACGAAGAUGUGUCCGCAUCCCGCAUCCAGCGACGUUGUUUCGUCAAGUUUGUGACUAAGUCUGACGUCCAGAUUGGACGGAUACCUUUCACGUACAAUCGCGGCGGUGCGGGCGAUCUCUGGUUUCUAUCCAUGGGGUUGGGCAGCAAGGACGGAGAGCAGAACCUUAUCUUCCUACGAUGUCUUCCCAAGAGCUUCAACGAAGGCCCCGACAUGACUUCUCCUGAAUCACUGAGAGGAAUGAGCAUCUUCAGUGGCGGUGGCUCGCUUGAUCGAGGUCUUGAGGAGGGCGGAGCAGUCACUUUUCAUUCUGCUGUUGACUUCAGCCCCCAUGCCAUACACACUCAACGGGCAAACUCGAAGAGCCCGGAGACGAUGUAUCUGUUCUGUGGAUCUGUCGAUGAUCACUUCGACGCAGCUCUCAAGGGUGCCAAACCUGACCUUGUUCCGCGAGUCGGCGAGGUCGACUUCCUUGCUGCUGGAUCGCCAUGUCCUGGGUUCUCAGCUCUUCAGCACAAUAUUCUCAGUCCGCAGUCCUUGAAGAAUGCAUCACAUAUCAGCACCUUCUGCUCGUAUGUGGAUCUAUAUCGCCCUUUGUACGGUAUACUCGAAAACGUCGUCAACAUGGCUUCAACACGGACUGGAUUUGAAGACCAGAAUGUCCUAUCUCAGGUGGUUGCUUCUCUAGUCUCGAUGGGAUACCAAUGUAAUCAGUACAUCAUGGACGCUUGGAGUUACGGCAGCGCGCAACAGCGUUCACGCCUGAUCCUCACCAUAGCUGCACCCGGACUUGAGCCAAUUGCCCAACCUUGGCACACUCACGCGCGGCCUUACGAGGAGACGGCGGGACGAAGCUUAGGUUAUUUACCCAACGGACAGAAAUUUGGUGAACGCGAGCACUACCCAACGCCGUUUCCGUAUGUACCAGCGGUGUCUGUCGAUGCGGGAUUGCCCGAUAUUGGCAAUGGUAUCGUACAGACUUGUAUUCCGUUCCCAGACCACCGCUUAGGCCAGUUACCAACGCGCAAGCAACGUGCACUGGUCAGAUGCAUUCCACGGCAGCCCCCAGGUUGUGGCUACAAAGAAGCGGACCAACUUGGCCUUAUCCCGACUUCACUACGAGAUCCCAGAACCGACAUCGGGAAAGCGUACAGGCGGAUCAAAGCAGCUGGGUUGGUACCGACUAUCACAACAAAUAUAGUCAUCCGAGAUUCUCGAAACGGCGCCACAUUGCAUUGGGACCAACAUCGGUCUAUCAGCGUAUUGGAAGCUCGUCGGACGCAAGGAUACAUGGAUGAGGAGCCCAUCAUUGGUUCGCUUCCGGAGCAAUACAAGAUCGUGGGCAAUGGCGUGGACCGUAAGGUUGCUUUUGCCAUGGGUCUGUCUCUACUACAGGCCGUCCAGAAGAACGAGUUGGGGUUUACUGCGAACGGAACGACGCAGAACUCCGCUGAGAUUGUGGACGUUACUAGCGAUGUUGAAACAUCUCAGAUCCAGAAGAGUGUUAAGAAGCCCAGACCUCAGUCCAAAGUAUACGAUGUGUCGCCAGUCCAAAAGGGACAGCUCGGUAGGAGUUCCGGUCCGGUAGUGGCUAUACCUGGACGACGGAAAACGGAAGGCGCUACUUCAACUAUGAUCAGUAAUCCAGGGUCUUCUAGGAGGAAUGCGAGCGUGCCUAAUGGCGCAACUAGCGAAACUUCACAGACUCCAGCUAUAUCACAACCUAACGCCUCCGUUACCCAGACCACCGGCUUCUUCUCCCGACUCUCCAAAUCUCUCGCCGCAGGCGUCGGUCGACUCUCCCUGUCGAGCAUGUCCACUUCUUCCUCUACCCCGACUCCCGCACCAACCCCCGUAAAACGCAGUCGCGAAGAGGAUGAAGACCCUUUCGCACCAGAAAGUCAGAGCCGCACAUCAAGAGAGCGACCAAGGAAACAACUCCGAGAGGAAGUCUGUAUUCUCGCAUCGAAGCGGCAGUGUGAGUUCGACGAGCUCGAGUAA
Alternaria viburni is the source of this 3741-nucleotide messenger RNA. RefSeq lists its product as uncharacterized. The record is from RefSeq and is a predicted model, not a curated record. The coding region runs from base 1 to 3741 and encodes 1246 amino acids. Gene Ontology annotation, cellular component: nucleus. The transcript is spliced from 2 exons. Gene Ontology annotation, molecular function: methyltransferase activity; chromatin binding. NCBI's taxonomy places the organism in Eukaryota, Fungi, Ascomycota, Dothideomycetes, Pleosporales, Pleosporaceae.